ACAUUUUAUCCGCCCCCAUCCGCCUGCUUUCUCUCCAGGCGAUUCAAAAGGAAAUCUUGGGUUUUUGUUGGCGAUUCAAGAUGUCUUUCUCAAUGACACCAGAUCUCUCUAUACAACACAAGAUCGAAUGAGUUUCAUCUCUCGAAAUCUUCGAUUUGACUGGAUUCGCUCAGAGCUAGGGUUGUACUCGAUGAGAAAAAGAUCCAGCUCAGAUCUGAGUUUUAUAUUCAAGAGUUUUACAUUCAGAGGACGGCGACGAAGGAUGCGGGUUUGAUUUUAAGCUCAGAUCUAUGAAAGGUGUACUCAUCGUCUCAUCAAGAUGAAUACUAUUUUAAGCUCAGAUCUGUGAAUGGUGUACUCAUCUUAGAGCGGUUUUCCAUGUCUGAGAGAGUCAAAAAAGCUGUGCAGGAAGUGAAGCCUGAUGUACUCCUUGGGUUGUCUGCAGUCGGCGGCUUGUUUUCUAAAGAGAUAUUAGAAGCAUUUAGAGGUUCGACUUCAACCAGACCAGCAAUAUUUGCACUGUCGAAUCCCACAACCAAUGCGGAAUGCACCCCUGAAGAAGCGUUUUCUAUUGUCGGUAAAAACAUUAUUUUUGCAAGUGGAAGCCCGUUUAAGGAUGUAGAUCUUGGAGGUGGAGAGAUCGGCUACAGCAAUCAGGGAAACAAUAUGUAUCUUUUUCCUGGCAUUGGUCUAGGUACCCUUCUGUCUGGUGCUAGAAUAAUCUCGGACGACAUGUUACAGGCUGCAUCCGAGUGAUUGAAGAUAGUUGCCCAGAUUUGGUA
Messenger RNA from Helianthus annuus (common sunflower), 782 nucleotides. Its product is annotated as NAD-dependent malic enzyme 1, mitochondrial-like. The record is from RefSeq and is a predicted model, not a curated record. The transcript is spliced from 8 exons. NCBI's taxonomy places the organism in Eukaryota, Viridiplantae, Streptophyta, Magnoliopsida, Asterales, Asteraceae. The coding region runs from base 379 to 756 and encodes 125 amino acids. Gene Ontology annotation, molecular function: malate dehydrogenase (decarboxylating) (NAD+) activity; NAD binding. Gene Ontology annotation, cellular component: mitochondrion. Gene Ontology annotation, biological process: pyruvate metabolic process; malate metabolic process.